CAACGGUGGGAGUGGAAGUUCACCCCUUAUGGUGUUUAUGUCACAGGUCCCGCUGGCCAGGGAAUUACAACAAAAGCAAGAGAAAAGCCCAGACCUUACAGUCGCCUCAUCAGAGACAACCAGGCUGGGGGAAAGUAGCGAGGAACGAAAGGCGCUUCUCUACGGUGCCUCCUCGUGCCAACUUUGGCUACCUCAUAAGGCCGAACAGGCAGGACCAGCGGUUCAUUGGGAUUUUCUUUCUGGUUGAAUUUUCCUGGAAUUUUCCAGGACUCCAGGACCAGUUUUUGGAAGGAGGAAAAUCGCCAUCCAGCUGACAAAGUUAAGUGACAGGAUGGGCAACGCGGACUCUUUUUAACCUCCUCUUUUCCCCUCCCGGUCACGCUCAGGAGACACACCUUCUCCCUUGAGCGGAGAUGUGGGCUUAAUGUGGAUUCUCGGACACCUGCUUCUUUAAGAUGGAGAGAGCGGAGUCUUUAACCCAUUCCUGGAGCAGGGGAGCCGCCUCUAACUUGGAUGUGGAGAGCAAGAAAGCGGCCCACUCGAAGUCGUCAUGGCAACAACCAAUGAACGUGUUCCUCACGGCGGGCAGGCCACCCUGCAUGGAGGAGCUGCAUCAGGAGGCUCAGCUUAAUCUCCAGAGCUUGCUGCAAGAAGAAUAUGAGGAGCAGUACUCAGAAGUCAGAAUUACAGGACAGACAUUCCGCUAUUCUGCUCACCAGCAACCAGACACACCUCCUGAGCCCACGCCCACCCCAAAGCCUCAGUCAGCCAAGCGCCUCGAAUUUGUAUUUAUGCCGACAACGCGACGGGUGAAUGAAAGCGAGACCACCACGCAGGGCGUGCGGCCCCCCGAGUCCUCCUUGAGCCUACCUACUACGCCAGACAAGCAGAUUGCCUGGGGGAGACCCUUCCCCCUGCCCAUCCUGGAGGAGAAGAGGUGGCAUCAGUCCUGUUCCACCCAAGCCAACAUCGUGCCCAUCAACGUCUCUGGACAGCAGUUUGAUAAACAUGCCAGUUCGCGCCACUCCCUGUUUAACACAGAGACGGCCAUGAACCCCAAGUCCACCUUGAGACGGAGACGGACCAUUAUCGGAUUUCCUAGCCUUUCUCUGCGAGACCAAGGUCAUAGCAACGGCCCCGCGUCCCAUCAUCCACACUCCCCCGUCGUGGACUCUGCCUCGCGUAAUUGGGCUCCGGAGGCGGGGAAAGGAAGAAACUCAUGCGGUCAGACUUGUCCCUCCAGGUCUCUCCCUCCGGCUCUGAGAAAGACGCUCAGUGACCUCGGGGAUAGCAUCCAGACCUGCUGCGGCCCCAGCUCCCCCAGCAUGGAGAGCGUGCUCUACAACGUGCCGGCCUCCUGCAACGGACCGAAGGACUCUACGUUCUCCCCACCUUGGCAGGGCGGUUCCUUCAACCACCCGACCCCUUCCAGCCCCGGCCGGGGCCUCCCGGGUAGCGGAGAGGCCCAGUGCUCCUCGCCGUGCGACCCUCGGCUCUCUCCGUCCGCCAACGUGCUCCCGCCAGUGGACUGCGACGGGCCGGGUUCCUUUUUCGACGCUCAGGAUGACCGGGCGAGGAGCGGAGGGUCGGCCCCUUGCCCGGCCUCUCCCCUUGCGAGGGGCCGCGAGCCCGAGGGCCCCAAACUGGGCCCCCCGCCUGGAAGCGCCCCGGGAGCACCGGACCCGUCGAGGCCGGAGCCGGAGCCGAGCGCCUGUAGAUUCCGGGAGCGGUCGCUGUCGGUGUCGGCGUGCUCGGGGGACGCGGGCGGUGGAGAUGACCGGAGGAGCAGCGAGAACUCGGCCCUGAGCUACCCCGAGGCCGGUUCGGACGGCAGCGCCAGCACGGACAACGUCUCCGCGCUGGGCCCCGAGCGGGAGGCCCAGCUCAGCCGGAGGAGGUCCAAGAGCAUCUCCCUCAAGAAGGCCAAAAAGAAACCUUCGCCGCCGACGCGUAGCGUCUCCCUGGUGAAAGACGAGCCGGCCCCGUCCAAGGACCAGAGGCCCCGGAGCCUUUGCAUCCCCCUAGACCACCCCCACCCCCACCGAGGGCAUCAUUUCCUCCCCUCAGAUGCCCAGGGCCACUCCCCUGCAGCCCUCUCGCCCAGAGACCCCGAGGGCUCCCACUUCUCUCCCCACUGGUACCUCUCGGACUGGAAGGCCUCUGAUCCCUACCGGUCCCUGUCGAGUUCCAGCACGGCUACGGGGACCACCGUUUUGGAGUGCGCGCCGGCCCGGGGGAGCUCCGAAUCGCUGACCUCCCCUUCCACGUCCCGCGCCACCACUCCCUCCCAGCUGUCCGCCGAGGCGGAGGCCCGGGGGCCGUCUUCCCCGGGGAGGCCGACGGGUCUGAUGUCGCCGUCCAGCGGCUACUCCAGCCAGUCGGAGACGCCGACACCCACCGUGCCCACGUCCUCGAUCCCGGGCCACCCGUCCCACCCGGGGGGCGGCGGGGGGGCCCGGACACGUCCGAAGAUCCCAGAGAGGAAAUCGUCCCUGCCCCCGACCUCCCCGAUGGAGCGGAGUCCCAAGUCGCUGUUGACCUUUGACCUCUCGCCGAUCCCCCCGGCCCACCCGGACCCGUCGGGGGUGAAGGUCACCUUUCGGGGCAAGACCAGGGUGAGCCGGCACCACUCGGACUCGACCUUCGGGGCCAAGCUGGCCCAGAAGGCCGGCCCCAACCAGCCCGUCAUGCCCGUGGUCACUCAGUCUGACCUGCGCUCGGUCCGCCUGCGCUCCUUCGGCAGGUCCGAGCCCGAAGACGGCAGCGCGGCCAGCCCGGACCCGUCCGAGGAGCCCACGGUGGAAGGCUUCGCCCUCCCCGAGAAGAAGGUGAAGCCUCCCGUGGCGGAGAAGCCUCCCGUGGCCAAGAGGCCCCCCGGCCUGGCUCACAAGCCCCCUCCGGUCCCCGAGGAGUCCCCGUGGGCCUCUCCCACCUCCCCGCGGACCCCCGGCCAGGUCGCCGGGCAGGAGAGGCCUUCCCCUCAGGACAUCUACACGGUCGUGCGGAAGCCAAAGUCCCCCUCGUCCCCGGACGGCAAGGGCCCGGCCGAGUCGCCUUCGCCUUCGUCGGCCACCCUGUCCCCUCCCUCCGGCUCUCCUGGCACGUUCUUCCCGGGGCCUGGCGGGCGGGAAGAUGAGCCGGGCCCCAAGGGGAGACCCUUGCCCGACAGGAUCAACCUCCAGAGCGUGGGAGAGGCCGAGAAGAGGAGGAGUAAGAUCCCCCCACCGGUCCCCAAAAAGCCCAGCGUCCUUUACCUGCCGGCCGUCCCUUCUCCCGCCUGGCCCGGGGCGGCGGACCCACGGCUGACUCCCAGUCCCAUCAUCACCCUGAACCGGGAUGCCGGCUCCUCCCCGGGCAGCGACGACGUCCCUUCACCCGGUGGUAAGGGGGAGAGUUCAGUCCCACGGGAUGGCAGCGGAGAAGGACCCGGCCUCCCAGGAGCUCCCUCGGAGCUGACUGCUGAGGAGAAAACUUUUGCCAGCGACAAAACAGCCGAAUCUAUAGCUGAAGAUGAUGAUGAAGUAUUUUUGACGUCCCGCACGACGGAAGACUUAUUUACGGUUAUUCACAGGUCCAAAAGGAAGUUGCUUGGGUGGAAGGAGCCCAGCGACGCCUUUGGCAGCGGCAGACAGAGCUCCCCUUCCCCCGUGAAGACCACCGCCGGCUCUCCGACCGGCGAGGCCCCCGCUGCCGUGGGGUCCGGCUGCGGCGGUCCCACCAAACCGUCCAGCAGGAACGAAGACUUCAAGGCCCUCCUGCAAAAGAAAGGGAGCAAGCCGAGCCUGGGGUCCCGCCCUUCCGCCGCGGAACUGCUCAAGACCACCAACCCGCUGGCACGGAGAGUUAUAACCGAGUUUGCCGUGGAUCUGGACGGUACGGAUCCUCCCAAGAGCCAGCCCUGACGGCGUGGAAUUCGGCUGCUCGGAAAGAAGGGCUUCAGGAAGGAUCGGCAGAAAGAACGGAAUGGCAACGACCGGCGGUGGGAUGGUGAUCGCUUCUGGGCCGGGUGGACGAGGUCGCCUCGUCCGGAGCUGAGGCGGACGGAAGCUCCCGUCCCCUUCAGGCACGCGGCAGCUUCGUUCGCCCACUUCUCUCGGUUAACCGCCGGGAAUCCUCCUCUGGUUUUGAUUUUGUCACUGACGGAGCGCACUGAAUCCAAGUCCCCUAAACCGAGUGGCCAUUUUGGAGGCCGGCGGCCCAGACCUCGUUUCCGGCGGGGCCGGUUCUAGCCGGGGACGGGGACGGGGCCGAGAGCGGUUGGGGGGCUGGGAGGAAGGGUCGUGAGGCCUACGGCCUCGGGACGAUUCUGCUGAGCCUUCCGGCUGGUUCGCGCACCUGCCCCGGCGCUUUGCCAGCAAGGCCUCGCCGCCCCCUGCUCGGCACAGGGCCACGGAGAGGGCCCGCCUCCUCUUUCGGCCGCAGUUUGAAUCUUCCCCCCGGGGAAACGGGUUUGGAGAUGUCGAACUACUUCAGCAUGUGGUACUUUUGAUGGCUUUUUAAAAUCAAAACGUGGGAUGUUGCUCUUUCCUUCCACUUUGUAUCCCUUUUUGUUUGUUUUCUAAACGGAGAUCAGGGUGAAGAGUUCAAGCAAAUCUUCUGACCGUCUUGUGCCAGGGGAUUGCUGUGGGAGAGCUGAGCUCAAGCAGAGUUCACACAGAACUGCCCAAGGGAACUCGGGGGGCCGGGUCUGGGAGGCUCCUGCUGGUUACUCUCUCCGCCAAAAUCCAGCUUAUCCGCUGGUUCCGCCCCUGAAAAUGCUGCAUUUUCGAGACGUCUUUCUGCUCUUGUUCGGGAGAACAGUGGGCCUUAAUCCUUUCCACUGGGGGACCGCCCUCUUGCCCCGUUAUCAGCCCAACGAACAGGAAAGCCAGGCAGGACUUCCAUGCUACGGAGAAGGGGGGAGCGGUAGGGUUAGCUCGCCUCAUUUAACCUGGAUGGAGGAAGGGAAAGGUACCACAGGUACCAGCUUCCUGCGGGUGACGGGCUCUUGGCCUGAACUCCCAGCUUGCUCAUCGCAGGACGCGGGCAAGAUUUAAGAUUUCCGGUCAGAGCUGAAAAGACCCUAAAAGGUGGCUUCGCGCCCGGUUAGCUCUUGGAAGCCUGUCCAGGCCCCCACCCAAAUUCCCGCCCCCUUUUCCUCUCUGCAAUCAGAAUCAAAACCUUUGGAGGGAGAGGGGACUGGGGGAAAGGAUAAAUCUCCCAGAAUACUCAGUGACCGUCAAGCUUCCAAAACAGCCUCAAGGCAAAGGGAGGAUAUGCAGGGGCAGAAAUCCGAGGCCCAGUCUGGCCUGAGUAAAGACCUCCAGGGCCGGACCACUAUCCGGCCAGACAGCGAGCAGAUCCUGACCUAGCUUGCGGGCGGCAGGACAAGAGUCGCCCAUGAUCGGUUGUCCCAGCAACCAUCCAGAGACCCCCCCCCCCAACUUGUGCUGCGAGCCACGGUCCGUCUCUCCCCCUCCCCACCCCGAUCUGUUUGCAUCUAACCAGCCUCGUGCAGGUAUCUUAUGGCUGGGCUUCCCUCCACAUUUCCCUGCAAUCCCUAGGAAACUUAACGAGAAGGUAACUUACAGGGAGCCAGGGGAAGAAGGAUGUAAUGAAAGAAGAGGUAAUCUGACUUUUAGCCGCCAUUCACUUCUUACUGGGUUAAGGGGAUUCCAUUUGGCAAACGAUAGGGAAAGGUAAAUUAAGGCGGUUUGUUUCAAGUAAAGACCAAGGGUUCUUUGAAAAAAAAAAAAACCCACAGACCUAUGGGUCUUUUUUUUUUAUCAUUCUGGUCCUAUUGCCUACUCAAAUAUGUAACCUAAGGGAGGAAAGAAAGACCGUGUAUAAAUGAAAUUUGCAGAUAACCCCCAAAUCUCAUUUUAGCCACUACAAUACUUUCACUUUCCUUUUUCCCUCUUUCACCUUUCCUUGCUCACCUGUAUAAGCAGUUCUGAAAAGAAAUAAAACUGCCCGAUUUAAAUUUCAAAUCUGUAUCUUUGGGGGUGUUAAAUAAGCCGUGGAAACGGGCAAAGGCCGAACCCAAGGGGAAGAAAGAAAAGCCAAGAAACAGAAUAACCCAUAGGCUGGCUAACUCAUUUCUGAAUAAUCAAUAUGGAGAUGGAAAUGAGGCUAAAUGAAAUUCCUCGUGGAAUUUUGAACACUGAAAAUGUUCCUGAGCGCCUCUAAAUUCACAGUUCCGCCCUGCAGAUAAACCUACCGACUAGAGAGGGACCAAGCCGGAGAGCAAUCUGGAUUUUGGCAUAAUUUGUGGUAAUAAAUAAUGUCUUAACCAGAGUCGAAAGAAGAAGGGAGUGAGAAUCAAGUAUGAUACUGCCACUGUUAAGGAGACCUUAGAACCCGAAUUGAUCAGGGAAGACCUGAAAAUUCAUGGUUCUUCAUUUUUUUUUUUUUUUUGGUUCCCAUCCUAAAUAUAGACUCGGGCAGUCAGGUAUUGAGGGCAGUGAAUGUGUGUUUUAUUGUUGUGUUGAACUUUCCCAAGCGCUUAGUACAGAGCCCUGCAAACGGUAAGUGCUGAAUAAAUAUGAUUGAUCGAUUGAAUGGAAAUAAAGAAGGAUGAAGGGAG
Ornithorhynchus anatinus (platypus) is the source of this 6565-nucleotide messenger RNA. It is a transcript of the gene NHSL2, whose product is annotated as NHS like 2. The record is from RefSeq and is a predicted model, not a curated record. NCBI's taxonomy places the organism in Eukaryota, Metazoa, Chordata, Mammalia, Monotremata, Ornithorhynchidae. Gene Ontology annotation, biological process: cell differentiation. The transcript is spliced from 8 exons. Bases 456 to 3902 code for a protein of 1148 amino acids.